Ilyonectria robusta is the source of this 1449-nucleotide messenger RNA. RefSeq lists its product as uncharacterized. The record is from RefSeq and is a predicted model, not a curated record. NCBI's taxonomy places the organism in Eukaryota, Fungi, Ascomycota, Sordariomycetes, Hypocreales, Nectriaceae. The coding region runs from base 1 to 1449 and encodes 482 amino acids. The transcript is spliced from 2 exons.
AUGCUUUUCAUCAUCAUAGUCUGCCUUGCCGUUAUCUUAGGCCCCGUGCUGAGUCAAGAUACCUCCUCGAAUUCAACCAUCAAGUGGCACAAGAUCACCACGUCUAAAGGAGAUCGACUACCAGACUUUAGCUUCAGCGGCUAUCACGCGUCGAAUCAAUCGCUUCCCGACGUCACGAGCACAGCAACGGCUACGCUUGCUCCCGCCAAAGGCGACCAAACCCAGCGAAUUCAACGGGCUCUCAACCAGACUGCGUCUGCAGGGGGUGGUGUAGUUGCCCUAGGAAAAGGCAAUUUUACGAUCUCCGCUGGAUUGUUAAUACCCAGUGGUGUGACGCUCCGAGGGUCCAGCCCAGCAGACACGAAGCUCAUUUCAACGCAGCAACCAGUUGACCCGGUAAUUACGCUGGGAAGUGGUGGGAAAACUGCUAAGCAGCUUGUCACGGCCAAGAUAACCGAUUCCUAUGUCCCAAUAGGUACAUCAGUGCUAAAUGUCAAUGACGCUGCGGGCUUUAAAGUUGGUCAGUCAGUCUACGUGCAGAGAGCAGUGACGGCGAAUUGGGUCCGCUACAACGGAAUGAGUGACUUGGUUCGAGAUGGUGUCAAACAAACUUGGAUAGAGGUCGGCAAAGUGAUCCAGCAGCCCAACACCAUCUCGUCUAUUGAUGGCACCAAGAUCACCCUACUGUUUCCUCUCACAGACAGUCUGGAUGCGACCUACAUGGAGCCAAAUAUCAUGGCAUACACUGCGCCAACUCUCAACUCGGAAAUUGGAAUCGAGCAGCUUUCUAUUUAUCUCACAACAUCCUGUUCAGGAAGCCCUGUUGGAGACUCGGCGUGCAAUGGCGCCGCAGUCAGUUUCUCACCCUGGACGGUCGACAGCUGGGCACGUAAUCUGACGCUGAAAGGAUUCAACCAGUUCGUCGAUGUUGAAUGCGAUGCUAGCCGGAUAACGAUUCAAGAUGUAGCCAUGUACCGAGACGCAGCCACCACUGGGGUUGCAAUCCCUUCCGACAUCUGGAUCAAAGGCUCCCGGAUUCUUGUGAAAGACUGUGGACAAUACGGGCUCAAGACAGCUGAAGUAUUCUCUGUCAUGACGGGCUCGCUGACGCCAGGGCCCAACGCCGUCCUCCGCCAUGUCACGCAGUCGACGGUCCAAUCGAUCUACCCACAUCAGAGAUGGGCGCAUGGACUUUUAGUGGAGGAUACUUCAGUGCCAGUACUCUUCGUGAACCGCGGCACCAAAGGUACUGGGCAUGGUUGGUCAAUAAACGGUGGGGCUGGGUGGAAUCUGAGGGGACAGACUUCCUUCGAGUCCGCACCUCUGGGGAUCAACUGGUGUAUUGGCUGCAACGACCAAACAGGCAACGGGACUUAUAAAAAACAGGACAAAACAGUAAAGCCUCAGAGUCUCUUUGAGUCUCAACUUGAAGCUAGAGGGUUAGCAUAG